CUCUUCUCCCGACUCCAUGUUUACUGUGGAACUAGCUGCUCUUCUGCAUGAUAUAGGUGACUACAAAUACGUGAGGGACCCAUCUGAGGCAAAAAUCGUUGAGGAAUUCCUUGACCAUGAAGGGAUAGAGGAUAGCAUGAGGAUACAUGUUUUGAAUAUCAUAAAGGGAAUGGGGUUCAAAGAAGAACUUGAAGGUCAAGCAAAUGGUGUUUCUUCACUGGAAUUUCAGGUUGUGCAAGAUGCAGAUCGACUUGAUGCAAUUGGUGCCAUAGGAAUUGCAAGAUGUUUUACAUUUGGUGGAAGUAGGCAUAGAGUUCUUCAUGAUCCUAAAAUCCUUCCCAGGUCAGAUCUUUCCAAGGAAAACUACAUGAACAAAGAUGAGCAAACAACUAUUAACCAUUUUCAUGAGAAGCUUCUCAAGUUGAAGGACUUGAUGAAAACUCAGGCUGGGAAGAGGAGGGCUGAAAGAAGGCACAAAGUUAUGGAAGAUUUUCUUAAAGAGUUCUAUGAAGAGUGGGAUGGCAAUGCUUGAACAGAUCCUUGGUUUUGAAUGUGUAUAACUUUUGCAAGUGUACACAUAAGAAAUACUUAUCUCACCCUUUCUGAUAGUUUGGGCCAGGAUGGACUCGAAGUCCACCGGUGAAUUGGUUUUGGAUUGUUUGAUGUGUAUCUGAACUUUUAAAAGCAUUUCAAUGUUAUAUUGCUAAUCCUUUCUGACAGAAGCCUUCAGGAAGGACUGAUAGAACCCCAAUAUUUUUCUUGUAUAUUACUGCUCUCCUUGUUUUCCCGUCUUUCGCAACGUUUACUCUACAAACUACUACUAGCCAAAGAGGUCAAACGGGCAAACGGCUCCUCUGUUCCUAGGAGAGUAGGAGAGGCAAGUGUGCAUAUCUCAUCCUCUAUAGACUUUAUUUAUAAGUGGAUAUGUUUGGUUUAGAUUGAUUCGUUUUAAUGGAUAUGUUCGGUUUGGUUUGGUUUUAUUAAAUGAUUGUUGGGGGUUGGUA
This is a messenger RNA of Cuscuta europaea, 1004 nucleotides long. The record is from the annotation of a GenBank genome assembly. Lineage: Eukaryota; Viridiplantae; Streptophyta; Magnoliopsida; Solanales; Convolvulaceae.